AUGGCUCCAAGAACCCAGCCUGUUGUCGCCCAGGGCACUCGGUCAUUGAGAACCAUCAGUUCCGAGCUGGAAUUCCUCGUAGACAUAGAUGUCAUUUCCCAGGCCCAGCGAUCCGCCAUUCUUGCACAACUCCCCAGCGAGGCACAACUCCAAACUUCAGUACAGCAGUCGACCGCAGAUUCACCACCGCCAACGAGUCAAUUGUCCAGCAUGCGUUUGAACGAGAAGAGUCCCGAACCACAACCCUACAACGACCCGCUUCCCCCGCCCGCAUACGCCUCUGGGCCUCCGAUUCUAUCCAUCGCGUCUGCCCUUUACGCCUACACGCCUACCGAUGCUGGGGAUUUGGCUUUGCAGCCUCAAGAUAAAAUUCAGGUUCUGGAGCACAUGAAUAAUGAUUGGUGGCGAGGCCGGAAUGAACGCACACGCCUAGAAGGAAUCUUUCCCCGAACCUAUGUCAGUGUGAUUGAGGAGAAAUCGACAAUUCAUUCACCACAGCCAGUCAGCAGCUAUGGCAAUCUUCCUCUUGAGGUGUCCCAUUCAGGCUCCUCUGGAUCCCAUAGACCAAGCAAGUUCGAAGAGAAUGGGAAGAAAUUCGGAAAGAAAAUGGGUAACGCCGCAAUCUUCGGUGCUGGUGCGACCGUCGGCUCCAAAAUCGUCAACGGCAUUUUUUAA
Blastomyces gilchristii SLH14081 is the source of this 675-nucleotide messenger RNA. RefSeq lists its product as uncharacterized. NCBI's taxonomy places the organism in Eukaryota, Fungi, Ascomycota, Eurotiomycetes, Onygenales, Ajellomycetaceae. The transcript is spliced from 4 exons. The record is from RefSeq and is a predicted model, not a curated record. The coding region runs from base 1 to 675 and encodes 224 amino acids. Gene Ontology annotation, biological process: protein transport to vacuole involved in ubiquitin-dependent protein catabolic process via the multivesicular body sorting pathway. Gene Ontology annotation, molecular function: protein binding. Gene Ontology annotation, cellular component: ESCRT-0 complex.